UCUCGGCCCCGUCCCCCUUCCUCUCUUUUUUAUCUCAUGACUGCCCAAAUAGAAUCCAUAUUACCAAAAGAAAGGAAUGCAUGAAUUUCAACAUGCACAAAGUUGCACAAAGCUGUACAAGAUGAAAAAAAAAAGGUUCAUGAAACAAUGACGAACCUCUUUUUCCUCUUUCUCUCUUUCUCUUACUUUUUAUUUUUUGAUCCCCUUAUAAGGUCUUACGUCUUGAAGGCGAUAGAGGCAAGAGUAAAAGGAGACAUGAGCACGGCAGCCACGAAAUUAGUCGAAAGUAAAGAGUCAGCAACAACCACAUCACUGUCUACAUCAAGAAUAAUACCUAUCAUAAGAUUUCCUAAAAAUGAUAAUAGUAGUAGUAAUAGUAGUAGUAACUAUCACAACAGCAGUAAGGAAUUAAAGCCGUCUUGGGUUUCGCAAUGCUUAUCGUUGCUCUCUGCCACCACUGCUUCUACGAAAUCAAAUUUACCGUGGAAAAAAGACAGUUCGAAUCACAGCAAUAAAACGACAAAAAAACCAACAACAAAGACAACCGUCAUCGCAUUAGAGCAACAAUUACAACAACAACAACAGCAACAUCAAGAGCAGCAGCAGCAGCAGCAACAACAACAGCAGCAGCAGCAACAAAAGCAACAUCCAGCAAAUCCGCAUAUCGCUAUUUUCAGAGCAAGGAGUAAUAGUAGCUGCAAUGCAUCCAUCACCACGAUAGACACUGCUACAAAUACAUCUUCAACCAAAGCCGCAGCCAUUGCAGCCACAAAGAAGAGUAUUCAGCAGCAGAGUAAAAGAUGGAAGAAAAAGCUCUUGAUGAAUAGGCAUAGUGACAGUAGCAAUUCUAUAAGUGAACGAAGAAGAGGAUCUGAACAAACCAUGGCUUCCACAACCAACAGCAUCACCAGUUGUCAUACGUGUUGUGGUUGCACCUGUUGUUGUUGUGGUUGUUGUGGUUGUUGCAACUGCAGUAGCAGCAACAACAGCCACCAGAACGCUUGCGGUUAUUGCCCGCCUCCCUCUUCAGCCGCCUCGUCCAUGAUCGCCAGCCAUCCUCACAAUAGCAAGCUCUUAAUGAAUGACACUCGUCAUCACCUACGGCUCUUGGCUCCCAAGACAUUAUUCCUUAAAAAACGCCGCCACGCUCCUCAUCCUACCCAACAUUAUUAUCAUCAUUAUCAUCAUCAUCAUCAUCAUCAUGAAUUACUCACAGUAGGAGAAACGGGAGGCAUGCUAGGAGCAGGAGCAGUUACAGGAGCAGCCAAAAGGCAUUCUGUAAGUUCUUAUUUAUCUUCUUCGCAUACAGCGACACCACCUUUGGCUACCUCACGACCCAGCUCCGUCAUGAUGCCAUCCUUGGAAUACUCCCCACAUUUUACGCCAUUGAGAGACGAUGUAGCUCUGCCUACGCUACUAUCACAAGCACCUACACCUGCAUCUGCACCUGCACCUGCACCCACUUCUUCUCUGCUGCAACCGACCGUCAGUGGCAGUUGCAGUGGUAGCAUCUGCUACAAUAGAGCCGAACAACAAGAAAUACAGCCUCCUUAUGUGCAAGAAGAAGAAGAACGUUGGAUUAUGAAACAUGAACUUGUUAAACUUGCUAUCGACGGGUAAGAAAGAAAGAAAGAAAGGGUUGAUAAGGAUGCCUAUCUUUUCUCUUGUGCACUCACUUUUGAAAAAAAAAACCAAAAAACAAAUGCUAUUACCCAUGGGGAUGUAGGUUCUUUUCUGUUCCUGAAAAAGUGACAUUAAGCCCGAAAGAAGAAAAACAUAUUUUACAGUUAGGGUAAGAGAAUAAAGAGACCUAUCGCUCUUCUCUCG
Molecule: messenger RNA, 1827 nt
Organism: Mycotypha africana
Lineage: Eukaryota; Fungi; Mucoromycota; Mucoromycetes; Mucorales; Mycotyphaceae
Exons: 1
Coding region: 148-1620 (490 amino acids)
Source: RefSeq, a predicted model, not a curated record